ACAACAGGUGUGAAUCCGCAAUUGCUUCGGGGGUCAGACACCGGUGUAUACAUCGGUUUCUCCACAUUCGGAAUGCCUGACUGUAUGCCAGAAGACGUUCAGCCGGACUCACAGAAUAAUCUGUUCGACACACUGUUAUGGCUGCCCGGAUCUGCCAAAUGCCUGUACGCCAACCGCAUCUCAUUUGUGUUUGACUUCAAGGGUCCGUCACUUAUCAUCGACACCGCCUGUUCCUCCAGUUUGGUUGCACUCAACGCCGCUAUGAAUGACUUGAGAUUAGGCAAGUGUCGUCAGGCGAUAGUCGGCGGAACCCAACUGUGUCUUCAGCCGUUCACGAAUCAGAUCUUUCAGACGACAUCACUUAACUCGAGUGAAGGCAUACCAAAAGUGUGGGACGAAAAGGCGGACGGCUUUGUGAGGGGAGAGACCGUGUCGUGUAUUUUACUUCAACGAAAAUCGGAUGCAAAGCGUAUUUACGCCACUGUUUUGAACUCUGGAGUGAAUAUCGAUGGAAACAAACGGAUGGGAAUGUUUUUCCCCUCAGCCGAGAGUCAGGAGGAACUGAUGGUUCAGGUGUACAGUGAGGCCAGUAUUGAUCCCUUGAAGGUAAACUACUUUGAAGCGCACGCCACCGGCACUAAGGUGGGAGACCCCCUCGAAGCCAAAGCCAUUUACAAUGCCUUCUGCUAUAAACCUAAACGUGAAGGAGUGCUACCCAUAGGACUCGUUAAGAGCAAUAUCGGACACUCGGAGGGCGCGUCGGGUAUGGCUUCGGUGGCUAAAGUGUUGUUGGCUUUUGAAAAUGAAUGCAUUCCCGCGAAUCUUCACAUGAAGACUAUUAAGAGCAGUAUAAGAGACUUGUGUCCACCACUUCAACCCAUAACUGAGAAAAUGAAAUACACUCCCGGAAUCGCUGGUGUAAACAACUUCGGUGUCGGGGGAGUGAAUGCAACCGUUUUACUCGAACCCAACUAUAAGGUGUCCGAUGCGGACAGUCUUAAGAUCGCGGACACAAUCCCGAGAAUUGUGAACAUCUGUUGCCGAACCGAAGAGGCGUUGAAUGAAUAUUUCAAUUUCAUUGAGAAAAAUGCCGAUAAAAUAAGCCGAGAUUUCCUCUCACUUUUGGCCGAAACAAUGCGAGUCAGUCCUCGACUUAAUUCAAAUGGGUUUCCGUACAGAGGCUCAAUGUUUAUCAAACAAAUCAAUAAUAAUCAAUACCAGUAUAGGAGGCAGUCAUCAUUCUUUACACAAAGAUUAAGACCGGUUUGGUUUCUAUUUCCCGGUUUGGGCGGACAAUGGGUUGGAAUGGCUAAGGCUUUGAUGCCAAUCAAGAUAUUCGCCGAUAAGAUCGAUGAAUGCCAUGAAGUACUCAAACCCUAUAACAUAGACUUAAAACAUCUCUUAUUAUCUGAUGACAAGAAUUCAAUGUCUAAUAUGACGAACAAAUUCUGUGCCACAACUGCUAUAGAAAUAGCAUUAUGUGAUGUUAUCCUCGCUCUCGGUAUUACUCCCGACGGUAUUAUUGGCCACUCUUUUGGCGAAAUAGCGGCCGCUUAUGCGGACGGAUGUCUUGACACACGAGAAGCACUUUUGAUGGCAUAUUAUAGAGGAGUUGUGACCGAAAGUGAUAAAAAGUUACCAAAAGGACUGAUGGCUGUCGCGGGUCUCUCGUGGACUGAAGCGAAAAAAUUAUGUCCGAUGGGAGUGAAUCCCGUCUGUAAUAAUGGAUUGGACACAAUUGUACUGUCGGGUUUAUACAAUGAAAUGAAACAAAUGGUCGAAGACUUGACCAAAAAGGGAAUAUUUGUUCGCGAACUCCAAAGCAAUGAUAUUCCAUAUCAUAGCGAAUAUCUCAUUACAUCCGCGAAGAAACUAACCGAAGAACUCAAGAAAGUAGUUCCCAAUCCUAAGCCUCGGUCUAAGAAGUGGAUUUCAACCGCAGUUAUAGAAUCGGAACCCAAAGAUGAACUCAGGACCGCAUCGGCCGAGUAUUUUGUCCAUAAUCUCAUAUCUCCCGUCUAUUUCUACAACAAAUUCAAACACUUGCCAUCGGAUGCCCUCAUCCUUGAGAUCGGACCGCACGGGCUGUUCGGCAAAGUAGUGAAGGAAACACUAGAAUCGGGUACUUAUGUGUCGCUCAUUAAAAAGGAUUCAAACGACACAAAUCUAGAUAUGUUUUUACAAUCAAUCGCAAGGUUAUAUGAAUUAGGGCUCAAUCCUUUGAUUGAGAAGUUGUACCCUUCAGUCCAAUGGCCGGUCGCCAGGAAUACCCAAUCAUUGAGUUCUUUGAUUCGUUGGGAUCAUAAGGACUCGUAUUUCGUUAAAAAAUAUCCCGACUUUCACUUCCGGUCGACGGCUUCCGACUUGAAUGAAGUGAUUUACAUGAGUCGAGCUCUGAAGUCCUUUUUGCCCGAACACGUGAUCGACGGCAAUGUGUUAUAUCCGGCGACUGGUUAUCUGAUGCUCGCCUGGAAACGAAUGGCCGCCACUUAUGGCCGCAUUUGGAAUCAGAUUCCAGUGAUCUUCGAAGACGUUCAGUUCAGACGAGCCAUCUUUCUGUCCGAUUCCGAGGAGACACGAAUCAAAGUCAAAUAUCAGGAACAUUCAGGCGAGUUUGCAAUCUAUGAAAGCAAUCACAUCUCAUGUGUGGGCAAAAUCAGGACUACAGAUGAGUAUUGUCUAAAUGUUCAGCACUUGUUAAUCGAUAACAAUAAGAAUGACUUUGAGGUUGAGAUCAAAGCGAAAGACAUCUAUAAAGACCUGAAAAUUCUUGGCUAUGAUUACGGACCAAAGUUUCGUAAACUGGUGUCCAUUCGGUCGAAAAACUUCAAAACACUGGAGGGAGAGAUCGAAUGGGACGGAAAUAUGAUCACAUUCUUGGACUCGUUGUUGCAAACGAUGGCAUUGGGACAGCCCUUCAAGAAGAUGAUGGUUCCGGUGAUGAUAAAGGCGUUGCGAUGCGAUCCCAAAGCGCUGUACGAAGGCGUGAGAGAGCAUAGAGUGGCCGAACAGAGAGACAUCGAUCUGUUGAGUGACGAGACGUACGAUCACGUGAUGGACGACAACAUGAAACUCAAAGACGACGUGAUUAUGGAGAGCGUUAUGGACUCACAAAACAUCGAUGUUAUCGAAGAGUUGUUUAGCAAAGAGUUUCAUAUUUACAAAUCCGUUCUCCCAUUUCAUGUGGACAUCAAUUCACGAAUGAUUGUCACUAAAGGCGUCGAAUUGGAGGACUUGAUGGGCCUUCCGAUGCCCCGCAAGACUAAUGUUCAAGACUUAAAACUAGAGUCCUAUCAAUUCGUGGCCAAUGAAGAGAAUAUGGCUGUCGAUGAAUGCGUUAAGAAUAGUGUCGAAGAAUAUGUUAAGGUCUCAAAGAAUGAGCACUUGAUUCGCUCUCUUCUGGAUAUUGUCAGUGAGAAUAAUGUCCCCAAAAAAGAGAUCAGAGUUUUAGAAAUCAAUUUAACAAAUGGUCUGAUGGCCAGAGAAGUGGACAAUCAUUUGGCUUCGGCUGCUAUUUAUCCAAUUGAUGUCAACUAUACUAUUGCUCUCAAAUCUAUUGAUGGCAUUCACGACGACUAUAGGAAUAAGUCAUUCAAACUGAUGCAAUGGAGUCCUAAACAAAACUCUUCUUUGUAUAAUUGA
Messenger RNA from Medioppia subpectinata, 3642 nucleotides. Lineage: Eukaryota; Metazoa; Arthropoda; Arachnida; Sarcoptiformes; Oppiidae. The record is from the annotation of a GenBank genome assembly.